Centropristis striata (black sea bass) is the source of this 2407-nucleotide messenger RNA. RefSeq names its product translocation associated membrane protein 1 (gene tram1). The coding region runs from base 152 to 1261 and encodes 369 amino acids. The record is from RefSeq and is a predicted model, not a curated record. Gene Ontology annotation, biological process: protein insertion into ER membrane; SRP-dependent cotranslational protein targeting to membrane, translocation. Lineage: Eukaryota; Metazoa; Chordata; Actinopteri; Perciformes; Serranidae. The transcript is spliced from 11 exons. Gene Ontology annotation, cellular component: endoplasmic reticulum membrane.
ACGCCAUUCAAUUGCUGCCUGGCCCUUCGCUAGUAGGAAGCAGGAGGGAGCUUUGAGCGUUCUUCUUCUGAAGGAUAAUUAUAAUAUCUGAUAGUAAGCGACCACAACUAAGCUGCGUAAAAGCACAAAGUUGGGACCGAAUCGUGUCGACAUGGGGAUCCGAAAAAAGACCAACAAGAAUCCGCCAGUGCUGAGCCAUGAGUUUAUCAUCCAGAACCAUGCAGAUAUUGUUUCCUGUGUUGCUAUGGUGUUCCUUCUCGGGCUGAUGUUUGAGGUCACCUCGAAGUUUGCGGUGUUAUUCAUAACGGUCCAGUACAAUGUAACCAUAUCAACAAAUGGGCCAGAGGAAACAGCUGUGAACCACUUCCACCACGGCAUCAAGGACUUGGCCACCACCUUCUUCUACAUGCUGGUGGCCAUCAUCAUGCAUGCCAUCAUCCAGGAGUAUGUGCUCGAUAAAAUCAACAGGAAGAAGCACUUCUCCAAAACUAAGCACAGCAAGUUCAAUGAGUCGGGCCAGCUCAGCGCCUUCUACUUAUUCUCCUUCGGCUGGGGCGCAAGCAUCCUGCUCUCUGAAAACCUCCUGUCCAAUCCAGUCACCUUGUGGGAGGGUUACCCCCAUACACUGAUGCCAUUCCAGAUGAAAUUCUACUUCAUUUGUCAGCUGGGCUACUGGUUACAUGCUCUCCCAGAACUGUACUUCCAAAAGACAAAGAAGGAGGAUAUUCCACGCCAGCUUGUGUACAUCUUCCUGUAUCUGGUCCACAUUGCAGGCGCCUACAUUCUGAAUCUGAAUCGUCUGGGUCUGGUCCUGCUGGUGCUGCACUACUUUGUCGAGCUCCUGUUCCACGUUUCCCGCCUAAUCUACUUCAGCAACGAGAACAGACAAACAGGUUUCACCAUAUGGGCCGUCUUGUUUGUCCUUGCACGGCUGCUCACCUUGUCCUUGUCCGUCCUCACCGUGGGCUUCGGCCUCGUCACAGCUGAGAAUCAAGGCUUUGAUUUGGCUGCAGGAAACUUUAAUGUCAUUUUUGUUCGGAUAACUGUCCUGGCUGCUAUCUGCCUCACUCAGGCCUUCAUGAUGUGGAAAUUUAUCAACUUCCAGCUGCGCCGGUGGAGAGAGCAUGCCCAAGCUCAGACUUUGAAAAAGAAACAAAUUCCUCCCAAGAGCAAAUCAAAGAAAGACAAAGCUAAUGGCGUAAAUGGCGUGAACUCCCACGGAGCUGAUUCACCAAGAGCAAGAAAAGAGAAGUCAUCAUAAAUACAUUGCACCUCAGCCCCCUCUCUAUCACCCCCUUCUCAAAGAACCAUCUUCCCCCGAGCCUCCGCGGCUCUAUCCGACCAACAGUCCCUCCAGCUCCUCGACCAUCAUAAGCAUUUUCAGCUCCCACACAGGACUGACCUCCCAGCUGGACUUCACGGGCCAGAAUGCAUUUAGCUUUGCUUGUCGCCAGUCGUCCAGCACGCCUUGAUUUAACAAUCAUUGCUCUGCUGUGCCAUUCCAAAUGAAAAGAAAACAAAUUCCGAAAUAAACUAUGAGAAACAAAAAAGAGCUUAUUUAAGAAGUGCCUAUUGAUACAGAUUGUUUUGUACAGGGUGUGUAAUUUUAAAAUUUCAGGAAUGAUGACCUCAGUGUUUAAUGUUUCUCCCAAGUCGGGUCAUUUCAUGCUUUUUCCUAAAUAGUGUGUAUUCCAGCUUGUGAUUUAUUACCUUUUUUUUCUCGUAUUUAUAAGUGAUAGCCCAGCUCCGCUUCUUUGCCACUGACUCCUGUCCCCCUUUUGAGGGAUAUUUGUAAACAUUGUAUGAAGUUUAUGAAUUUCCUUAUAUUUCUUUAUUUUCCCAUCAGUGAAGGUUGCAUACAGUCUUCAGGAUUCAGACCACACAUUUAAACUAUCGCAGCAAGACAUUGUUAGAAUGUUUUUACCAUGUCACUGGCUAACAGACACCUAAAGAUGGAGAUAAAGUUUUUUAAUAUCCAUUCAUGGAUAGAAUAAGAAGAGGGGUUAAAAGCAGCCAAGGAAAACAUCUCCCUGUGUUACUGUAAGUAGAUUCACAGUUCAGUAUUGCGCAAAACUGCCAGCAAAGACGUAGUAACCUGAUGUAGCAUUUAGUUAUCCGAGCAGCUUUGUAAUUACAACAACAUAUUCCUUGCCAUGAAAUGAUCCUGACUCUAUUGCAGUUCUGCCUAUAACACUGUCGGUAAAUGAACACACUUAGAGUGAUACAUUUUUAUAAAAGAUGGAUAGGAAAACCAGGAAAAACAUUCCUUAAGUGAGUUUGAUUGAAUCACUGUCUCGUAUGGUCCUUUAUCAUUUGCUGUUUAAUAGGUUUUACUGUAUAUGUUUGGCCUUGCAUCUUAUUGCUUACCUUUAAAAUGUCCACAAGAAUGAUUUGUUGUUAAAGCCCA